Molecule: messenger RNA, 2925 nt
Organism: Pyricularia oryzae 70-15
Lineage: Eukaryota; Fungi; Ascomycota; Sordariomycetes; Magnaporthales; Pyriculariaceae
Exons: 3
Coding region: 1-2925 (974 amino acids)
Source: RefSeq, a predicted model, not a curated record
AUGAACAUUUUCAAACUAACCAAAAAGUCUGAACGACCAACAACCGAUAGGCUUCCUGACGCCGAUGUUGACCACGCCGCCUUGACAGACGACGUGCGCCAACUCAAACAAGUCGGCGCCGGUGGGUUGGAAUUCGUCCCGUUCUACAACUACGGGUUCGGAGGCCCUCAUUUGAAUCAGUCCGACGUCUACGGCUUUGGAAAACCAGCCUUUGUCGACGUGUUUAGGACCGCGCUCGAGGCGGCCAAGGCCAAUGGCCUCAUUAUGGACUUUGGCCUCGGGGCCAGUCAGGGCCAGGGUGUCCCUGCCGAGCCGCUCACUCCGGGUCUCGCCAUGCAGUUGGUCUACGGCAAGACGACCAUCAAGGGCGGGGAGAAGUUCCAGGGCGACCUGCCCGCGGCGGAGAUUGACUGGAACGAGGAGUUGGGAUUUGUGCAGCCCCAGGAAAAGUUUGGUGGCAAUCACCUUGUUGGUGUCUCGGCCGGUGCUGUGAAAUACGCAAAUCAGUCUAGCAGCGCUGUAGCCUUGAUCGAGGAGUCUCUAGUCGAUCUGUCGGCCAACGUGAGCGAUGGAAGGCUCACUUGGCAAGCCCCAACGGACCACGACGAGUACGUCUUGUUUGCCAUCUAUGAGCGCUACACCAACCAAAGGUCUGCCGCUGGAAUUCCCUCCGAUGUCAUCGCCAAUGGCUCCUGGGUGACGGACCAUUUCAGUGCGGCGGGGGCAAAGCUCGUGUCGCAAUUCUGGGAGCAAAACAUCCUGAGCAGUGAGAUUCGCGAGCUGCUCGAGGCCGUCGGGCAGCAUUCGUGGGAGGACAGCAUGGAGAUCCAGGCUUCCCUCUACUGGUCUCCAGAUUUUAUUGAAAAGUUCAAGACGGGCCGAGGCUACGAUCCAGUCAAGUAUCUGCCCCUGAUGUUUGACAAGUCGACUUCGUUCAUGAGCCACGGGGCGCCCUACAAUACGACAUACUACCUGGAGGGUGCUGUGGAUCCUGCGCAGGCAAAGUACCUCCAGGACUACCGCCUCACCCUCAACCAAGGCUACAUGGAAUAUCUGCAGGCUCUAGGGGAGUGGGCCAACUCGCUCGACCUCUCCCAUUCCUGCCAGGUGGCUUACAACCUCCCCGUGGACAUGCUCGCCGCCAUUCCCUCGGUGGCCGGGCCCGAGCUCGAAUCUCUCGCCUUUACCAACAUUGACGAGAUGCUUCAGUUCACCGGGCCGGCACACCUGGCGCGACGAAACGUAAUCUCGACGGAAAUCGGUGCAGUCCAGUCCGGUGCAUACAGCCAGUCGCUGCCGUCUCUGCUCCGACUCUUCAACCAAGCAUUCGCAGGCGGGGUCAAUCUCAUGGUAAUCCACGGUAUGCCAUAUGGUGGCGAACAGCCCGAAACGACCUGGCCGGGAUACACGCCAUUCCAGUACGUCUACUCGGAGAUAUGGGGCCCUAAACAGCCCGCGUGGAAGUACAUGUCCGAGAUGAUGAACUAUACGGCCAGGAACCAGCACAUCCUCCAGCUGGGGAUUGCUAAAAGAGACUUGGCAUUCUACAUGUACAAGGAUCCCUACUCGACCACUGUUGCUCACAAUGGGACGAAUCUACGUGCAAAUGGCUUUUCCUACGACUAUCUUUCGCCAGCCAACUUUGCCAGUGAAAAUGCCACCGUCAAGGGAGGGCUACUUGAUCCGACUGGCUCAGGAUACCGAGCUCUCGUUUUCGACCAACAGCAGUUCAUUUCCCCCGAGGCGUCCACAAAACUGGUCGAGCUCGCCAAUGCAGGCCUACCCAUUGUGGUUGUUGGAUCCCUCCCAAACACCACCAUCGGCUCCGUUGGACAAGAUGUCGUAUCAGAGGCCAUUGCAGAGCUCGAGUCGGCCGGUCACGCCAACCUCAAAUACAUCAGCUCGCCAGACUCUCUGGUCCAAGCACUGCAGGAACUGUCAGUCAAGCCUCGAGUCCAGACAUCUCCGGCAAGCUUCGCCCAGACCCUGCACACGACCUGGAGAGCAGAUGCAGCCUCCAACUACGUGUUCCUCUACAAUGAUGGACCCGCAGCGACUUUCAACGUCGGCGUCGAGGCGAGCAGCGACCUGGUACCCAGCAAGCUCGACGCCUGGACCGGCACCCAGGAACCCGUCGCCAUCUAUGGUCGGUCUGAAGGCAGAGUAAGCCUGAGCGUGUCGUUGCGGCAAGGCCAGACUGCCAUCUUCGCAUUCAACCCCGCGGCGGAGCCUCGAGACCACAUCACAGCAAGCUCGGAGAACGUCGCUGGGGCAUCUUACGGCCCGGAUGGGAAGAUGUCGCUCGUCGUGACCGACGGCGCUGCUGGAUCCGUCACCCUGUCCAACGGCAGCACGCACCAGAUACCAGCCCUCACGAACGGCACCAACGCAACGCUGCCCUCGGUCGAGGUGGGACCGUGGAAUCUCACGCUCGAGUCGUGGGUCCCAGGCCCCGACGCUACGAAAUCGGCUUCCGCCAAGCAGGUCCUCGAUCUCGGCUCGCAGAACGCCCUCGUGCCAUGGUCGCAAAUCCCCGCGGCGCAGAACGUCUCGGGCGUCGGCAUCUACACGGCGACUUUUACCCAGCCAGCCGUCGACCAGCUGUCGAGCGACGACGUCGUGACCGUCGUCGAUUUUGGACCGAUCCUCAACACCAUUCGGGCCUGGGUCAACGACGAGCAGCUGCCGUCGGUGGACAUGUCUGCGGCGCAGGUCGACAUCUCGCGGUACGUGGUCCCUGGCCAAAACUCGAUGCGGGUCGAGGUCACGUCGACGCUGUUCAACGCGGUCAAGGCGAGGGUCGACGGCGUCGAGAACUUUGGUCUGGGGCCGAAUGUGCCUCAGUUUUACACGGCGGUGGACUGGCAGGAGUACGGGCUGGUGGGGCCGGUGCGGGUGAUGGCGUUUCGCAAGGUUACUCUGUAG